ACUCGGGGAAGAGCGCGCUCCAGCAGACGAGAGGGGGGGGGGGGGUUCUGCCGCGGGGUUCUGCCGCGGGGUUCGCGUCGGGGGUAUCGGCGGCGGCGAGGGGGGACCCCCAGGGGACCCCAGCGACACGUGCGAAAUGUGGGCUCGAACUCUCACUCUGGUCACGGCGGUGGCCGCGGCGGUGGUGGCGGUGACAGGCGAAACGCAGGUGGAGUGUGCGGGCGGGGCACGAGACUCGCUGCACAACUACUCGGCGUGGACUCUGAACGAGUCUCGCCUGGUCCCGCUCAGCGAGUUCAGAGGUCAAGUGCUGCUCGUGGUCAACGUGGCGACCUUCUGAGGGCUCACGACCCAAUACUGGGACCUGAAUGCACUACAUUCCCAUCUCCCGGAGUUCCAGGUGCUCGCUUUCCCGUCUAACCAGUUCGGGAAGCAGGAGCCUGGCUCCAAGGAGGAGAUUCUUCCCGGACUCAAGCACGUGAGACCUGGGAAGGGUUUUGAACCAAACUUUCCGAUCUUCAAGAAGGGAGACGUGAACGGGGCGGAGGAGCAGCCACUCUACACCUACCUCAAGACGUCGUGCCCUCCCGUGGGCGACUCGUUCGGCAACCCGCACGGGCGCCUCUUCUACGAGCCGCUGCGAGUCUCCGACGUGAAGUGGAACUUCGAGAAGUUCCUCGUGAGCGCCGCGGGACGCCCCGUGCGACGCUACGCGCCCCUCGCACCCAUGUCGGCCGUGCGCAGGGACAUCAUCGCUUACCUCUCCUCCUCGUCGUCAUCGUCCCGGUCCUCCAUGCAGCAACAUCAUUAUCAGCAGCAAGAGCAGGAGCAGGACACCCAUCACCACCACCACAGCCACCACAGCCACCACAGCCACCAGGUCCCCCAUCACCGCUAGGCACUCCGAGUGCCCACCACGUGAAGCAGUCAUCUUCCUUCUGCUCCUCCCUCAACAUUCACUCCCCCACCCCCCUCAGCUCACCCCCACCAGCUCACCCCCACGACCCCCUUAAUCUCCCCACCCCCCCCCCCCCCCCUCAUGACGACGACCACCACUACCGCCGUUCCUGUUCCCGCUUCAAAUUCUCAUUACAUGGCUCUCGCUCGAUCCCCAUUCACCCAAUCCAUUCGUCACCAAUUUCGCUUUUGUACCGAGUGCACGCACCACAGGUUCGCCCAUUACAACGUCUUCUCGUCUAUUGUAUUCGCCCCAUCCCCACCCACCGUUACAUUCACACAUUCUGCCGUUCUUAAUUGGGCAAGGCGCUAGGAAAAUUACGAUGAGAUUUUGACCCCCCACCACUGUCUGGCAUUGACGACAUGGCUCUACCAUCCAAUGGGAAGCCAGUCCCAUUGAUUCACACCUAGAGCCAGACCCAUUCAUUAAUUCACUCCGGGUCCCAUUCAUUCACACCCAGAGCCAGACCCAUUCAUUAAUUCACACCCAGUCCCAUUAUUGAGACCUAGGCUCAUGCAUUCAAUCACCAGACCCCAUCCUCUUCAUUCAUUCCCACCCAGUCCCAUUCAUUCUAAAGGCGUCGCAUCGUUCCGGCCUCACAUGGACCAGGUUCUCAUCCAAACCAGCACCAGAGCCCCCCCCCCCCAUUCACCAGCCCCGUCGGCCUCCCCAAUUGGUCGCCUGCCGCCUCGCCAAUCCACUCACAGCCAAUCAUCUCUGCUUCCACCACCCCCUCCUCCUUCACUCUCCCCCAUAUACACCCCCACCCCCCCAAGCCUGGACUUCUGACCCACGACCGCCCCCCCCCCCAGCUUCAAGAACACGAAUCCAUGCUAAACUGGACUCCCAUGGUAAACUGAACUCCCGUGGUAAACUGAACUCCCAUGGUAAACUUAACUCCCAUAAUAAGCUGGAUUUCCAUGGUAAAGUUGACUCCCAUGGUAAACUGAACUCCAUAAUAAACUGAACUCCCAUGGUAAACUGGACUCCCAUAGUAAACUGGACUCCCAUGGUAAACUGAACUCCCAUAAUAAACUGGAUUUCCAUGGUAAACUGAACUCCCAUAAUAAACUGGACUCCCAUGGUAAACUGGAUUUCCAUAGUAAACUGAACUCCCAUAAUAAACUGGACUCCCAUGGUAAACUGAACUCCCAUAAUAAACUGGACUCCCAUGGUAAACUGUAUUCCCAUGGUAAACUGAACUCCCAUGGUAAACUGGACUGCCCCUUAACGAUCCCUGCUGCAUGCGGCUCCAUAGCCGCAUGUUGCUGACCCCCCCCCCCCCCCCCCCAGCUGGAUCGUGUUCGUGCGGCGAGACAAUCACCCCCCUCACCCUGACAAUUCCCCCUCUCCGGGGGGGGGGGGGGUGGGGGGGUGUAAGGGAGGGGCUCCCCCACUUUGCCGCCCCCUUCAUGACGGCCCCCCCCCAACCACCGCGCCGUCGCGGUGUGGGGGGGGCACCGAGUUAGGGACCCCCCCCCUCACCCUGAUAAAGGGCCGGGGGGGGGUGCAGCCGGGGGUCCCUUUAGUGCAUUCAGGACCCCCCGGUUGUAGGCAUCCCUCGGGGCGGCUGUGUGGGACCCCCCCUUGAACCCCUCUGAAACCCCCACCCCCUGGACAGGGAUCAAGGGUCAAGAGUCAACGGUCAAGGGUCAGGGGUCGAGGCAUUAAAUGCAAUGUAAGCACAA
Lethenteron reissneri (Far Eastern brook lamprey) is the source of this 2646-nucleotide messenger RNA. Its product is annotated as glutathione peroxidase 3-like. The record is from RefSeq and is a predicted model, not a curated record. NCBI's taxonomy places the organism in Eukaryota, Metazoa, Chordata, Hyperoartia, Petromyzontiformes, Petromyzontidae. Gene Ontology annotation, biological process: response to oxidative stress. Gene Ontology annotation, molecular function: glutathione peroxidase activity.